Molecule: messenger RNA, 405 nt
Organism: Effrenium voratum
Lineage: Eukaryota; Dinophyceae; Suessiales; Symbiodiniaceae
Source: the annotation of a GenBank genome assembly
AUGAGUUCAACAGCUCUGGCAGGGGACACCUUGUCGCUCCUCGCAGCGGGCUCUCCCCGAUCUCCUGCCUCCCGUGUGCCCAGGCCUUCCGUCCAGGACGCGGGUUCGGCCGUGGUGCUUUUCUUGCGGCCCAUUGCGUUGCGGCGUUGGUUUGACAACGCCGCCGAACUGGCCCAGUUUUGGCUUCCACCUUGGAGCCGGCCGCCCCCGCCCGCAACGUUUUUGGAGGACGUGCGCCGAGGGACCGACUCCCUCGGCUUCGCGGUGGCCUCGGCCAUGAGACCCGAACCGGAGAAGGGCGUUAGCGCAGGUGGGUACAUGGCCCUGCCUCUGGCCUCUGCCCGCGACCGGUCUCCCUCUGGUGACGGCGGCUCCGUGUCGAGGACGGCCAGCCGCUGGCCUUAG